Lactuca sativa (garden lettuce) is the source of this 3543-nucleotide messenger RNA. NCBI's taxonomy places the organism in Eukaryota, Viridiplantae, Streptophyta, Magnoliopsida, Asterales, Asteraceae. The record is from RefSeq and is a predicted model, not a curated record.
GAACUUUAUAUAUAUAAGGUGUACACAUUUUCUUUUUCCGAGAGGUAGACGUACGAACCACCAUGAAUAUGGCCAGUGACAUGGUUCUUAAAGGUAUGAUUAUGAUUAUAUACUAGGAAACUUAUUAAUCACGUUUUUAAUGAAUUAAUCAGUAAACUAUUUUUAUAUGAUUUUAGGCAAAAUACGAUUUUAAUGAUAUUUUAAGUUUUUAGUUCAAUUUCUUUUGUUGCUCAUAAUGAUAGAAGGAAUAUAACUAUUUGAUGAAUGGAAUAUUUCAUAUUAAUUAUGUAGUAAGUAAUUAUAAUUUUUAAAGCAUAUAUUUAUAGUUUGAGCAUGUACACUUAUUGUUAAAUACCCUAGAUUGUACAUGACAUUCAUAUUUUGUUAAAUACCAGAAAUAGGAAGCAAGGGUAAAAUGGUCAUGUAUUCAUUUAAAAUAUUACAUAGGAAAAUGUUUAUUUCUUUGCAAAAGUGUGUACAUAGGUCCAUGAAAUCAAGUUGAUUACUACCAUCAUAUGCUAAAAUUAACAAAACAGAUCGAUAAUAGUCACCUAUUUAUGAGGUCGAUAUACUAACCUAAGUAGCCAAAUACUUCACCGAUUCAAGCAUCUUCGGGAGCCUUAUCUUUUGAAAGAUUUAUUGAUUUGCUCCUAUUGGCGAGUCCUCUAUACUUGAAACAAUACGUUCCCUCGCAGAUGAAGGAUAAAGUUAGUCACAUCCAAUUUUGUCCCAAAUCCAAGAACAUUCGAUAUAUGCACUGUGUCCUUUGAUAGAAAGCAAUGGUACAGAAGGUAAACAAAUUUCAAUAGUUUUCUAAUGUUUUUCAACAAUUAGUUUCUCUUACCCAUAGUAAAUUCUUUGUGGUUAUUGUAGUUUCUUUUGUUGAUGCUCUUUUAAAUUCUUAACGAGAAAUGAUAAUAUCCCUUUAUCUUACACUAAAAUAAAUAAGUCCAUUACCGGUAAUGCUAUUAGCAUCCACAACGAAUGUUAGCGGCGACUCAAGCUUGAGUCGUCAUUAAAAGUCAUUGUCGCUGCUAAUAACAUCGUCGGUAAUGUUUUGGGGACCGAAUCCACACGUUCGAUUGACAAUCUAAUCCAACGACGAUGGUUCAUUUUCGCACAAACUCAAUAUCGACGAUAAAUCGUCACCGCUAAAGGUCAAAAUUGUCGCCACUAAAGGUGAAAAAAAAAAAGACAUGGUAAUCUUCCAUCCACAAUGUUUGCCGCUGCUAAUGUUUGUUGCCGCUAAAGGGUUAAAUGUCGCCGGUAAAUGUAUCGCAUCUAACAAAAAAAUGACACUUGCUCUUUCACUUUCUGCUUCUUUCGCUUCUAUCUGCCCUCGUUUUUUUUCUUCCCCGUUUCUAUCCAUCGAUGACCGAUUCAACCAACAAGGAGAUUCCGAAGAAGAGGAACUCCCCAUUAUGAGAUUACUGACGAAGGGGACAACAAUUUCCAGCGACACCUAUGCAUCUUCGGCGCCGGUAAGGCUUCAACUUCUAAUUUCUCUCUCUUUCUCUUCUAACAUCAAUUUCCGGCUCCAUAUUGUGAUUAAUUGAAAAAUAAUUGUCGAUUUCAGUUUUUUUGUGUCCUUUUGUCUUGCUCACUAUUUUUUUGUGUCUCUUUGUCUUGGUUACCGCCGGGUACUGUCACCACCGAGGACCACCACCACCACUAUAUCAUCUCUUAAAUUCCAGCCACCAGAGACAAUGUUGUCAAUAUGACUCAUGUGUUUUGUACACCAUGGUUGUUGUUAUGGGUCGUGGACAUAAGGGCGAUCGAGCCGAUGACCUACCUCUUCCAAGCGGUAGAGGUGCUGGUCAGCAUGAGUAUGAUGUUGUGUCACACACGAGUAUCAGAGGAAAAGCGAAAAACAUUAAGCUCGAAAGAGCGAUCUUAAACAAUAAGGGUGAACGAUUGACAUGAACUAUGAUGGGGAUAUCACAUAUGAUCUCGUACGAGAGGCGAAGGACAUGUUUGCACGCAAAAUUGGGAAAAUAAUGUGGCGGAUGGUCCCUUUCGAUAAAAGAACAUUUAGGGACAAAGUUUGAUGUGGAUCGAAUGUCCCGGGAUCUAGACGCUACUAUGUUGUUAGAGAGUUUUGAAGCGGCUUUGUUAAGAGGUUAUCAAGAGCGUAAAACUAAUGCAAAAUAAUAUUUUUUGAAAUUCGGAGGGUAUAAGGAUAUCCCGAAAGCAUUAGCCACCCCCCACAUGAUACGUAGGUUGAUAAUUGGAGGAAAUAAAUUGAGUAUUUCCAAACGGAUGAACACCUAGCUGCUUCGGAAAGAAACAAAAAUGUAACGUCCGGUUCCUGUGUUUUUAGUGUGUGCUUGGAGCCAUUGGAAGAAGGAAAAGCUUGAGGGCAUAAAAAGGAGCUUAUAGAUCCAAAAUCCUUGCCUCAUCCACGACAUUUUACUGAUGUCAAACGCAAACAACGUUGCUGCUAGUUCUUUCACGUUGAUGAGCCUUUGCCAAAAGGUCACCUUCGAUGGAACGAACUUUAGCGAAUGGAUAAGAUACAUUCGCACCAUUGCUCGCUAUAAGGAUAAGGAGUAUGUCCCCGAUGAGAAGCUCGACAAGAUCAACCCUGAAAUCGCUACUCCGGCUGAAAUUACCGCUUUUGAAACUCAUGAGCGAUAUGCAACGAAGGUACAUUGCAUCAUGAUAGCCACCAUGAACUCUGAAUUCCAAAAGUCCUAUGAGGACAUGUACCCGUACGAGAUGCAUCAAGACUUAUUGGAGAGAUACCACCAGAACGCGAGACAAGAGCGUUAUGAGAUUUUCACUAACAUGAUUUCCACUAAGAUGGGUCAUGGAGAAUCUCUUACCGUGCACCUGCAAAAGAUGCAAAGGUAUGUCGACCGCCUUCGCAAGUUAAAUGUUGACUUUGGGGAAGACUUGGCGAUCGACAUGGUGCUUCAUUCUUUGCCUCCGAUGUACAAUCAAUUUAGGAUGACCUACCACAUGAACAAAGAGAAGGUCACCCUAAGCAAACUCCAAGGUCUCUUGAGGGUCGCUGAGAGCAACUUCAAAGACAAGUAUGUUGCACCAACUCCCAAUCCACCUGCUGCUCCUGUCUUGGCUAUUGGUCAAGGAAAGGGAAAGAAGAGGAAGGAUUCGUCUAAGAACUAUCGCAAGGUUAAAGCCCGAGAUGGUGCCUCUUCUAGUGGGACCAAAGUUGAUCCCGCUAAGCCCUGCCCUAACCCGAAGGAGGCAGAGUGCCACCACUGCCAUAAGAUAGGACAUUGGAAGAGAAGCUGCCCAGAGUACCUGCAAGCCAUCAAGGAAGGAAAGAUCAAGCCAUCUUUCGCAGGGACUAAGAAGAAGUAGGGAUGUGGAGCAAGGAAGGAUCAAUCUAAUCAUGGGGAACAGAAGAUCGUCGCCUGCGACCAAGAUUGGAGUGUAUUCUUUAGUGCUUAGGAAUAAUUUAUGUUUAGAUUUGAACAAUUGUUGCUAUUCGCCAGAAAUGGCUAGAAACAUCAUUUCAUUUCAUGGUUUGUUUAGACAAGGUUUUAGAUUUUCUUUUAAUAAUGAGAAUGGUUCUAU